This is a messenger RNA of Danaus chrysippus (African queen), 426 nucleotides long. The record is from the annotation of a GenBank genome assembly. NCBI's taxonomy places the organism in Eukaryota, Metazoa, Arthropoda, Insecta, Lepidoptera, Nymphalidae.
AUGGCUUUUCGACAUCAAAGUUCAAAACUGAGCAUUUUUUCUCACGUCACAUCUCUUUCCCAUCAGACGGUAAAUUGCUCAUUCACACUCGGCUGGUCCGUCGUUCUUGGCCGGGAGCCGCACGCGCCGCGGGGCUCCGUCAGAGUCACGCGAGCCCAGCAGGAGCCGGCGCGGAGCCCGCAGCCCUCCGCCGGGGCUCCUUGUUGUAGUGAUCCGUCUUUGACGUCUUGUGCACCGGACCACGCUGAAGUGCACAUUCUACAUCUUUUUUAUGGGAAGUGCACAGGGACGAGGUUCGCGACAUUACGUGUGAAACGCCAGCUAGUGGGUAGCUGUGUAGUGUCGCAGGUCGCUAUUGUAAAUGACCGCAUUACUUGCUUUGUUAAUGAUUCAUGGAUCGAUGACUUCUUCCUUCAUUUAACUUGA